GAGGGAGCACAGCCAGGACAGCUGACCUGAACUAGGUUAAAACAUGAUAGGGCUCAUUUGUAAAUAUUUUUCAAAUCUUCAGACCUGUAUGCAAAGGAAAAAAUAAUUGAAGAUAUGCGGAUGACAUUAGGAGAACAAGAACAGACUCAGAUUAAACAAGAAGAAGUGAUGGAAGCCAAACUAGAAGAGAUCAACAGAUUAGUUUUGGAACUGGAACUAUGGAAGCAGAAAUUUAGAGAGCUGAAUAACCAGAGCGAUAGUGACUGGCAGCAAAAGAUGAGCAAAAAUGAGGAGAAAAACAGAAGUGAAAAUGAGGAAAUAAUGAAGCUGCAAAAAGAGCUGAAGGAAAAUGAGGCAAAGUAUCAAAGUGAUAGAACGAAGUGGCUGGAGGAGAAAAUGACACUCCUACAUCAAGUAAAAGAAGCUGAGAUCCUUCGCAACAGGGAAAUGAGAAAAUCUGAGGAGGAAAGAGAGCACCACGUAAAGAAGCAGAAAUUGAAAGUCUUGCUGCUGCACAGCUGGCAGAAAAGGACAACAAUCUUCAAAAGUGGCGUGAAGAAAGAGAGAAAUUAG
Molecule: messenger RNA, 573 nt
Organism: Neopsephotus bourkii (Bourke's parrot)
Lineage: Eukaryota; Metazoa; Chordata; Aves; Psittaciformes; Psittacidae
Product: kinesin-like protein KIF20B
Exons: 4
Coding region: 115-573 (152 amino acids)
Source: RefSeq, a predicted model, not a curated record